Molecule: messenger RNA, 1832 nt
Organism: Tremella mesenterica DSM 1558
Lineage: Eukaryota; Fungi; Basidiomycota; Tremellomycetes; Tremellales; Tremellaceae
Exons: 10
Coding region: 1-1626 (541 amino acids)
Biological process (GO): transmembrane transport; carbohydrate transport
Cellular component (GO): membrane
Molecular function (GO): carbohydrate:proton symporter activity
Source: RefSeq, a predicted model, not a curated record
AUGGGAUUCACUGUCUAUGGGGCACCGAUAGGUUGGACUUCUGUCGCUUUGGCUAUCUUGGCCUCGAUGGGAGGGUUCAUUUUCGGAUACGAUACCGGUCAAAUAUCUGAUAUUCUCCUUAUACCCGACUUUUUACAACGCUUCGGACAACAAGGUCCUGAUGGUACAUACGCAUUCAGUAACGUUCGAGAAGGACUUAUCGUUGGUAUGCUUUCCAUUGGUACUCUCAUCGGUGGUUUGGCAGGAAGUUAUAUCUCUAAUUGGACGGGUAGAAGAAGAGCCAUGAGUGCCUUUUGUGUGAUCUUCUCCGUAGGGGUCUUGAUACAGAUUACGGCUUUUUCGUCUUGGGUACAAAUCAUGAUGGGUCGGUUCAUUGCCGGAUGGGGUGUAGGUGCUCUCUCGUCCGCCGUCCCAGUCUUUGUCUCUGAGACUGGUCCAAAGGAGAUACGAGGUUCACUAGUGGCAUUCUAUCAGCUACAGAUCACCUUCGGUAUCCUCACCGCCUACUGCUUCUCCAUCGCUGCUCGUCCCAUCAAGUCUCAUGGCGGGGCAUGGCGCACCGUCAUCGGUCUCGGCUGGAUAUGGGCUCUGAUCCUCGGUAUCGGUAUCCUCUUCAUGCCCGAAUCCCCUCGAUGGCUGAUCCAACGUGGCAUGUACAACGACGCUCGCAAGUCUCUUGCCCGAGUCCGUGGGGUUGCUGCCGACUCCAACCACGUACAAUAUGCCUUCAACGAGAUCGCCACAGAUAUCAAGAAGGACGAAGCCUCAGGUAAAGGUACAUGGCUCGAGUGUUUCGUUGGAAAAAGGGGAAUACCCAAAUUGGCCUACCGAACCUACCUCCUGAUGAUGUUGCAGGCUUUACAACAGCUGACGGGCGCCAACGCUUUCUUUUACUUCGGUUCAUCUAUUUUCAUAUCUGUAGGGCUCCAGGACAGCUUUGUGACGCAGAUAAUACUUGGGGCCGUCAACUUCAUCUGUACUUUCCUUGGAAUUUACGUGAUGGAGCGAUUUGGACGGAGGUGGCCCCUUAUUGUCGGGGCAUUAUGGCAGAGCGCUUGGCUAUUUGCGUUUGCGGCUGUGGGGGUGACACAGGAUACAAACACGAAAGCCACGGGUAGCUUCUUGAUCGCAGCUGCGUGUAUGUUCAUCCUCGGGUAUGCCAGCACAUGGGCGCCAGGGAUCUGGAUUUUGACUGGGGAAACCUUCCCUACCCGAACUCGACAGAAGCAAGCAGGAUUGGCCGUGGCGUCGAACUGGACAUGGAAUUUCCUUCUUGCAUUCUUCACCCCUUUCAUUGUCUCUUCGAUCAACUUAGCUUAUGGGUUUAUCUUCGCUGGUUGUAAUCUUUUCGGCGCUCUAUUCGUCUAUCUGUUCUUGUACGAAUCGUCCGGUCUUUCUUUGGAGCACGUGAAUGUCAUGUACGGAACUCCUGGGCUCAAGGCGUGGCAUAGUGCGGAAUGGAAACCUGAAGACUUUUCAUCCCGCAGAUCCGAAUGGGAAGAUUCGAAAAGCUCUACAGGCCAACUGGAAAAUACAGCUCCAAGACAGGACUCGGAAGAAACUAUGCGGGAGCUUCAUCGUAAUUCUUACGGGGGAGUGCCCAAACCGGUUGUAUCGAGGGUAUGACACUAUAGCACUUCGAACAUGACCCUAAGAUCACACCAACAGGCACGCUUAUAUCAAUGAAGAAGAUUUAUAUAGUGUAGCGAUGACAGCGGUUUCUGUCGAUAUCAGUGUGCAAAGUCAAGGGUGAAAAAUGAUCAGUAAGAAAUGGAAUUCACAAUGUAGCCAUAAUAACAAGAAGGAAAAUAUGCAUUGUAAUUGUGUAUCCG